UUUUUAAUUUAUUUAUUGCCGACGGCUUUCUAUUUCUCUCUCCUUUUCUCCAUUCCUCGCUUCUGAGCAUUCUGCAGGAGGGAGAGCUUAGAGCUUCCACGAAAACUCUCGCUCUUGUCCGAUGGCUUCAAAGCGGAUCUUGAAGGAGCUGAAGGAUCUGCAGAAAGAUCCUCCAACUUCUUGUAGUGCAGGUCCUGUAGCUGAGGAUAUGUUUCAUUGGCAAGCAACAAUAAUGGGUCCACCUGACAGCCCGUAUGCUGGAGGAGUGUUUCUAGUUACCAUCCAUUUCCCCCCAGAUUAUCCCUUUAAACCACCAAAGGUUGCUUUCAGAACAAAAGUUUUCCAUCCAAAUAUUAACAGCAAUGGUAGUAUUUGCUUAGACAUCCUCAAGGAACAAUGGAGUCCUGCGUUAACAAUUUCCAAGGUUCUACUCUCAAUCUGCUCCCUGUUGACGGACCCGAACCCAGAUGAUCCAUUGGUUCCUGAGAUAGCACAUAUGUAUAAAACGGACAGGACCAAGUAUGAGACCACGGCAAGGAGCUGGACGCAGAAGUAUGCCAUGGGCUAAGGCGAGGACGGAUAAAUCCUGAUUUCCUUCUUGUUGCACUAUCCUGGGCGGUAUCUAUUGAUAUUUUAUGUGUAAGAAUGUAAAACUUUUGAAGGAAAUCCCCAAUUGACUCUCCAGGAAGGAAUGAAGAUGAAAAACAACUUCUCUACAAGCGUAGCAUUUUAUUCUGCUUUUGUGUGUAAAUUAUGACACUGAGGUACUACCUUGGAUGAUUUUCUUUUGUUAAAAAAAGAAGGGGAUUUUCUAUUGGCUCUAGAUAAUUA
Messenger RNA from Phalaenopsis equestris, 831 nucleotides. RefSeq names its product ubiquitin-conjugating enzyme E2-17 kDa-like. Gene Ontology annotation, molecular function: ubiquitin conjugating enzyme activity. Gene Ontology annotation, biological process: protein polyubiquitination. NCBI's taxonomy places the organism in Eukaryota, Viridiplantae, Streptophyta, Magnoliopsida, Asparagales, Orchidaceae. The record is from RefSeq and is a predicted model, not a curated record. The coding region runs from base 122 to 568 and encodes 148 amino acids. Gene Ontology annotation, cellular component: nucleus. The transcript has 5 exons.